UUCUUGCAAACCCCAAGGAAAAUCAUGCUUCUUUGGAUCAAAAGAACGGACCAGUUUGUAAAUUAUAUCGUUUUGUUUUCUCUAUAGAGUGUAUAAAGCAGCAAAAUCGAAGGAAAAAGGAUAGAGAUUAAACAUGGGUCACCAUUCUUGCUGCAAUCAACAGAAGGUUAAGAGAGGGCUUUGGUCCCCUGAGGAAGAUGAAAAGCUCAUUCGAUACAUCACCACUCAUGGAUACGGCUGUUGGAGUGAAGUCCCUGAGAAAGCUGGUCUUCAGAGAUGUGGCAAAAGUUGUCGGUUGAGAUGGAUUAAUUAUUUGAGACCUGACAUCAGAAGAGGGCGAUUUACUCCUGAGGAAGAGAAGCUGAUCAUUAGCCUUCAUGGUGUUGUAGGGAACAGAUGGGCUCAUAUAGCAAGCCACUUGCCUGGAAGAACAGACAACGAGAUAAAGAACUACUGGAAUUCAUGGAUCAAGAAGAAGAUACGAAAGUCAUCAGCACCUCCAAAAACCACUGCUUAUCCUCCUACUCAUCAUCCACAGAUUAAUUUUCCUUCAAACCAAUUAGAGUUUGUAAAUCAAAACUUGAUGAGCACGGCAAUCCCUAGUCAUCGAGAAACCCUAUUUUCUUCUCCACCCCCAUUGUUCAUAUUCGACAGGAGAAACACACUUGAUGGGAUUCAAGUUCGUCAACAUGGGGAUAAUUUAAACACCGAGAGCAUUUGGAACUUGAAUCAGCAUCAUCAAGUGCAAGCGUUGGCUCCUUCAACUAGUUCUUUCACAGGGGGUAUGGAUUCGAACACUUAUUUGCCACCAUUGAUAGAGAACAUGGAAGACGAAGGAGAAAUGACGCUCGAGUGCUUGCAGAGGCAGCCGCUGGAGUUGAAUGAAUGGGUGGAAUAUUCCCAGCAAAUUUCAAGCUUUCUCUUCUGGGAUAACAUCAACAUACAAGGGGAAGAAGAAGCAUUGCCAUCAACUUCAUCAAACAUGGCAACUUCAUUCCCCACAUCAUUAUGAAUUAUUAAAAGGCUUUUCGAAAGAAGAAGAAAAAAAGGUUUCUUUUUCUUUUCUUUUCUGCUUUCUUUUUUUUCUUUUGUAACUUUAUUUGGUGAUGAGCUUGUGAAAU
Molecule: messenger RNA, 1121 nt
Organism: Hibiscus syriacus
Lineage: Eukaryota; Viridiplantae; Streptophyta; Magnoliopsida; Malvales; Malvaceae
Product: MYB-like transcription factor EOBI
Exons: 3
Coding region: 134-1012 (292 amino acids)
Source: RefSeq, a predicted model, not a curated record